AUGAUCAGACAGUAUCUCACCUACCCAGCUGCGCAUUACAACCAACAAGCAGAUAUGUUCAUGCAAAAGUGGGAGCCAUUCUGCCCUGUUCUUGUGAUAAAGCAACUAUUGGCAGACAUUCAAGAUCUCAUGAAUGCUUUAUAUGACCCAGAGGGUCAAAGUACUCUUGACUACUCCACUACGUUGAUUGUAUUGAUGAUCUUGAACAUACAAGAAUCUUUCCCCACUUCGCCAGCGCAGCCUUCCGGACAAAGUCCGAAUUGCAUUGAGAGACUCUCUUUGGCUCAUGCGUUGAUUGAUAAGGUUGUGAGUCAAGGGAACAUUCGAAGCCUGCAGGCUUUGGCUCUUUUUGCGCUUUUCAAUCAACUGAGUGGUCGCUGUCUAAUUUUGACUACCAUCAACGGGAUGAUGGUAAGACUGUCCCAAUCACUGGGAUUACAUAGGCAUGCAAGACGUUUCAAAAUGGGUGUGGGAGAAAUUGAGCUUCGAAAGCGCUUGUGGUGGUGGGUCUAUGUGUUUGACAGGUUUACUUCUGUUCUACACGGAAUACCUCCCCUCGUCAACGACGUUGAUGUUGAUAAUGACUUGCCCAUCGAUUGCCACCUUCACGACCUGGGGGCCACUGAGCUUUCUCAUCCUCUGCCCGGUGAGCGAACAGGAGUAUUUGUGUUUCUCCAAUACGUGAGUCUCGGUAAAAAGCUAUCUAGGAUUCUUAAUCUGCUCUAUACGACCACACAAAGACGCGAUGGCGCACGGAAGAUCACUGAACUAGAUCGUGAUCUCCGCGUGUGGAACCAAAACCUCAAAGCACACGGCAUCUUUUUCGAUAUCGGGGAUAGUGAUUUGCAACAUUUAGCUGGCUACACUGGCCGGCCUUAUCAGAGCGCGACUUUGUGGCUCCAACUCAUCUCAAAUAUGACCAUGAACCUCAUACAUCGCCCCGGGCUCUCCUUUGACGACACAAGCCCAGAAUUCGGCAUUUGCCUUAGGGCAUGUCUCAAUUCUGGUACUGCGGUCUUGUCGCUGGUUGAAUCAUUGCAAAUCCCCAGGUGGCUUCGCAAUUUGAGCUUGGUUGGACCUGCUACAAUUUUCCAGUCCUCCCUCAUCCACAUAUAUUCUCAUCUCAAAUUCGGCAUGUCUAAGCCAGAUGGACUUCCAUCGCCGGAUGCGAGCAUGAGUGUGAUUUUGAAGGCCAUCUCGUUAUUAACAGCAGAUGUUCAGAGUUCUGUUAUCAACCAAGCACAGGAGAACUUUUACUGUCAAUCUCUUAAUGAGAUCAUCGAAACGCUACAAUCUUUAAUUCCAUCUUUACCAAUGGUCGCACAGGGUUUCUUGGAAACCGAGCCUGUUAUCAACGAGGACGACCCCACGACCGACACGUUCGACGAACAAGCAUGGGGUGGCAACACGCUAGACGCGUUGAAUUACAUGACUGCUUCUGAUUGGAUGGGCAAUGGGUCAAGCCCGUUCAUGGAUUUCAUGGAUUUAGGCGGGUCAUAA
This is a messenger RNA of Penicillium salamii, 1500 nucleotides long. The record is from the annotation of a GenBank genome assembly. Lineage: Eukaryota; Fungi; Ascomycota; Eurotiomycetes; Eurotiales; Aspergillaceae.